Molecule: messenger RNA, 1854 nt
Organism: Pectinophora gossypiella (pink bollworm)
Lineage: Eukaryota; Metazoa; Arthropoda; Insecta; Lepidoptera; Gelechiidae
Gene: Su(fu)
Product: suppressor of fused homolog
Exons: 11
Coding region: 1-1506 (501 amino acids)
Cellular component (GO): nucleus; cytoplasm
Molecular function (GO): transcription factor binding
Source: RefSeq, a predicted model, not a curated record
AUGUCGAGCCCAAGUGGGGCUGGACCGUCAGGCGGCGGGGUGGUCCGCAACAGUGCGUUAUCGUUUCUUGCGUCUGCGCAGACCAACCCAGCUGAGAGCGAAUCAAGUUCUCAGGAUGCCAGAGACAUGGGACAGUCAGCAGAUAGAUUAGUGCCGGCCGGGUUGAAGGCACUGUGUGAGGCAUAUUCCACUUUGUACCCCGACCAGCCAAAUCCUCUGCAAGUCACUACAAGACUCAAGUAUUGGCUGGGCGGCCAUGACCCUUUGGACUACAUCAGCAUGUACUGGAACCCUGGAAAACCUGAUGAGAACAUCCCGCCUCAUUGGCAUUAUGUCAGCUUCGGUCUGUCCGACCUGCAUGGAGACGGGCGCGUGCACCCGCCGGCGGACCGCGUGCUGGUCUCCGCGGGCGCUCCGCCCCCGUCAGGCUGCGGCUUCGAGCUGACGCUCCGCCUCGCAGCGACCCACGAGGCGCCGCCGCUGUGGCCCGCGGCGCUGCUACAGGCUCUCGCUAGAUACGUGUUCACUACUGGCAACAAAUUCUGUGCGGGCGACCACAUAUCGUGGCACGCGCCCCUGGACGGCGGGGCGGAGUCCCGGUUGCGGCACCUUCUCAUCGCGGAGGACCCGCAGCUCCCCGCCAUACACACCAGCCAUGGCACCCUCGCCUUCCUACAGAUUGUAGGGUGCACGGGCAGAGAACUCCGCGCUGCACAACGUGGGUCCGGGUUCGAUGUCUUGAAGCUGAUAGCUGACGACCCUCACUGUGGAGGCGCCUGGCUGGUGACCAGAGUGCAGAGGAGAGUCUCCGCUAGAUGUGUGCGUCGAGGGGCGACAUCGGGCGCCGCUCACCUGGCAGGAGUAUCAGCCAGGAUGCGUUGGGAGGCUUGGAACCCGGCGCCAGAAGAGCCGUCCCCCCCCUCGCUGUCUCCUCAAGUCCAGCGGCAGAUCAAGGAGACGCUGCAACGGGGUCUUAGCUCCAUGAGCACAGAUAGAAGUGGCCCUGAAGGUCAUACGGGCAUGUCAACAGAUAGUUUAGGGAUGUCGAGCUUGGAGCGGGCGCUGCCUCAAAUACCAGAGCUGAUGCACGGCUCCUGGAGAGAAGACACCGUGGAAUACUUGGAGGGGGUGCAUGUGGUUCUCAACCCUGAAGGCGCCAGUUUACUGCCGCUGGCCAUACAAGGCCGCGUGCUCCACGACCACCACUUCACGUGGCGCUGCAGCGGGCGCGCGCUCACGGUGCUGUCGCCCGCGGUGGGCGGCGCGCUGGCCACGCCCGCGGCGCCCUACGUCGUCAAGGGCGGCUGGCUGCAGGUGCUCAUACCCAGGGAGCUGGCCGAAGAUAUGGCUAAGGUCGUCGCGAAACUGGAAGCUCUAGCUGACACAGAUUCGGAGCCUGACAGUGACGAAGAGGGAGACAGACAACCGCCUUCGCUGCCGCUCACAUUGACCUGGCCGCGAUACAAGCUGAAGAUCUCUGUGUUAUAUGACCAACAUGUUUUAUAGUAGCGUUGAUAGUUUAGAGCUCUCGUCACACUAUUGGCGUGACGACAAACGCCCACAAUGUGACGAAAGUCUACUGGCGUGACGACAAACGCCCACCAUGUGACGAAAGUAAGACGUCACACUACUGACGUGACGACUAACGCAGUAAAAAGGCGUAAAAGUUAUGUAGAGCUUUAUUAGCUAGACUUCGAACGACGCAUCGUAUAAGUAAAUAACACGCGCAAGUACAUACAGUGACGGAAUGACGUCACGUGAGCAGUGUGACGAAAGCUUUUAAUUAUUUGUAUACCACAAAAUGAAUUAUGUAUGAUUAUAUUAUAUGAAAAUAAAAACAUACUUACUUUUAAA